UAUGUAGUUAAUUUAAUUAGACUAGUUAACUAAUUAACCAAAUAAAUUAAAGUAAAUUAUGAAGGGGAUUAGUAUGAUUAAAGAAAAUAAUAAGGCUAGACUGAAAAUUAACAUUUAAAUAAGGUUUAUGAACCUAACUUAAAAGUUAUAUUUAAAGAAGGAAUUAUGAAACUAAAAUAAUUAAAGGUUGAAUAGAUAGGAAAUAACAAAAAUAAAAGAAUAGUUAUUGAUUUAGAAUUUUGAUAUAUAUUAGAAGGAGAAUUCAAGUGAAGGCCAAGCUAGAGAUUUUAUUAAGGGGAUUAUCGCAAUUUAAGGCUGUGGUGAUUAAUGAAGUCGACAAUUUUCUUUUCCGUCCUCAUCUUGGAAUGCGAGCCAAAUACCAUGUUAUCAACUUUUUGAGUCAUAGGGGAGAUGGUCCUAAGAUAGCAAAACGUUUGAUAGAAGUGUAUUUUGCCCUAUUUAAGGUAUUGAAUUCUGAGACGGAUAGAGGGCAAAAGAUGAACAAAAAGGAUGGAAGGCAAAAUUCGAAGGAUAAUGUAAAAGAUAAUGAAUCGGAAAAUAUGCCGGAGUUGCAUGUGGAGUUGGAUUCACAGUUAUUGUCAGCCCUUUUAAUUAAGGCAAACCAGCAAAAUCGGUGGGGCAAACGCCGGAGGAACGCUUGCCAGGAUUUUAAUACUCAAUUACCCUUAUUUUUUCUACUUUUUAUCUUCUAUUUCAUACUUUUCCGUCCCCUCUCCUACUUUUUCAACCCUACUACUUUUCAUAAAUAAUGUGUCAAACCCUAUGGUAGCAAAGGAGUAUAUUUUGUUAUCUAGGUUGAACCAACUCUUCAACAAUUCAUCUUCUGUUGGUAUUUAUGAGCAAUAUUCAUUAGUU
Molecule: messenger RNA, 876 nt
Organism: Cuscuta europaea
Lineage: Eukaryota; Viridiplantae; Streptophyta; Magnoliopsida; Solanales; Convolvulaceae
Source: the annotation of a GenBank genome assembly